Anopheles moucheti is the source of this 2318-nucleotide messenger RNA. Its product is annotated as sodium- and chloride-dependent GABA transporter 1-like. The record is from RefSeq and is a predicted model, not a curated record. Bases 243 to 2033 code for a protein of 596 amino acids. Lineage: Eukaryota; Metazoa; Arthropoda; Insecta; Diptera; Culicidae. The transcript is spliced from 7 exons. Gene Ontology annotation, cellular component: membrane. Gene Ontology annotation, biological process: sodium ion transmembrane transport.
UCCUCCGAAGAACCCGGGAACAACACACCAUCCUUCGCUUACGAACUUAACCCUUAAAACUACUCUUUAAAUACACAAUGUCCUACUCGAAGCCUCACUAAUCGAUCGUUUCGUUUGGUCUCUGUUACCUUCCUACUCCAUCUGUAAAGAUACCCGAUCCAUCCUUUUCUCUGUGUGACACCGGUUAUAACUCAACGCCGACCAUCGGAGUCGUCGCAGCAGCGAGCAAUUCGAAUAAUAUUAUGACAGAGGGCACCGCGCCGACGGUUGAAUGUUUAGAUAACACAUUGGACGGUCCGAACGAUCAGCAGGAGCAGCAGCAACAGCAGCAAGAGCAACAAGAUCAGCAACACGCGGAGGCGGUGCAGGGAACGGUCGGUGUACGUAUCGAGGUAACGAGUGCGCCAUCGGCAGGUUCCGUCGAGCUAGUCGCUAUCGGUAAGGAGUCUCAGGACGAUCAGCAGCAGCAGCAGCAGCAGCAACAACAUCAACAGGCAGUCGCGAUGUCGCAAAGUACAAAGAAGGCGGAAAAAGACCUCCCGGAGCGUGGAUCCUGGGGGUCGAAGCUGGACUUUAUCCUGUCGGUGGUCGGGUUGGCGAUCGGGUUGGGCAAUGUGUGGCGCUUCCCGUACCUGUGCUACAAGAACGGUGGCGGCGCAUUCUUGAUCCCGUACUUUGUCACACUCUUCCUCGCCGGCAUACCGAUGUUCUUCAUGGAGCUGGCACUCGGUCAGAUGUUGACGAUCGGUGGGCUGGGUGUCUUCAAGAUUGCGCCCAUUUUCAAAGGUAUCGGUUAUGCAGCGGCCGUGAUGUCCUGUUGGAUGAACGUGUACUACAUCGUCAUCCUUGCGUGGGCCAUAUUUUACUUCUUCAUGUCGUUGCGUGCAGAUGUACCCUGGCGAACGUGUGAUAAUGCGUGGAACUCGAUCAACUGCGUCAACCCGUACGAUCGCAAGGACCUGCUGUGUUGGGAAACGCUCGGCGUGAACGGUACCCUCACGAAGAUAUGCUCACUAAACUCGAACAACGUGUCCAUGACGGAUUUGGCCGAUCCGGUGAAAGAGUUCUGGGAACGCCGCACCUUGAUGAUCUCGAGCGGCAUUGAUCAGGUUGGAUCGAUCCGCUGGGAGCUUGCUGGGACGCUUCUGCUGGUGUGGAUCUUGUGCUACUUCUGCAUCUGGAAGGGUGUCAAGUGGACUGGCAAGGUCGUGUACUUUACCGCCCUGUUUCCGUACUUCCUGCUUACCAUCCUGCUGAUCCGUGGCAUUACGCUACCAGGUGCCUUCGAGGGUAUCAAAUUCUACGUCAGUCCUAAUCUGUCGAAGCUGGCCGAAUCGGAGGUGUGGAUCGAUGCAGUCACCCAGAUCUUCUUCUCGUACGGUCUCGGUCUGGGAACGCUGGUUGCCCUCGGCAGUUACAACAAAUUUAACAACAAUGUGUACAAAGAUGCCCUGAUUGUGUGUACCGUCAACUCGAGUACCAGUAUGUUUGCCGGCUUCGUGAUCUUCUCCGUCGUCGGUUUCAUGGCACACGAGCAGCAGCGUCCGGUGGCCGAAGUGGCCGCUUCCGGGCCCGGGCUUGCCUUCUUAGCCUAUCCAUCGGCCGUCCUACAGCUACCGGGUGCACCGCUCUGGUCGUGUCUGUUCUUCUUCAUGCUGCUGCUGAUCGGUCUCGACUCGCAGUUCUGCACCAUGGAGGGCUUCAUUACGGCGGUCAUCGACGAGUGGCCGCAUCUGCUGCGCAAGCGUAAGGAAAUCUUCAUCGCGGUCGUGUGUAUGAUCAGCUACCUCGUUGGCUUGACGUGUAUUACGGAGGGCGGUAUGUACGUGUUCCAAAUCCUUGACUCGUACGCGGUCAGUGGCUUCUGUUUGCUGUUCCUGAUGUUCUUCGAGUGCGUCUCGAUCUCGUGGGCUUACGGUGUGGACCGUUUCUAUGACGGCAUCAAGGACAUGAUCGGCUACUAUCCGCUGUCGUGGUGGAAGUUCUGCUGGGUCGUCACUACUCCUGCCAUCUGUGUCGUAAGUAUUGGGUAGCUGCUGCAGGUAGUAUUGCCGUAACGCCGUUGCGCUUUGUGUGAGUGAGUGAAUGAGACAUGAGUGAGUGAGAAUUUACAGGUCUUCGCCAUCGAUCUUCAAGGUAAAUGGAGUUAUGUCACGGUGGGAUAUAAAAACGUGGGAAGUUUAUUCAUAUUUUUCAGCUUUGGUCUAAACGUCAGAAUUGCGGCAGGAAAACCGAAGAACACUGGGACAUCUUAGUUGUCUUGAAGCUGAAAUUGGAUCCAUCCUCAUAAAAAGAUUAUUAACGAUAAAUAAAUUAUU